Messenger RNA from Syngnathoides biaculeatus (alligator pipefish), 2507 nucleotides. Its product is annotated as coronin-2B-like. The transcript has 13 exons. Gene Ontology annotation, biological process: actin filament organization. The record is from RefSeq and is a predicted model, not a curated record. Gene Ontology annotation, molecular function: actin filament binding. NCBI's taxonomy places the organism in Eukaryota, Metazoa, Chordata, Actinopteri, Syngnathiformes, Syngnathidae. Bases 888 to 2507 code for a protein of 539 amino acids.
UGGUCAUUCCGGUUUGAGUCAGUUGUUGUUUCUGACAUGUACAAUAUGUGCGGCCAUACGGGGCGGUAUACUUCCAUUUUCACAUUCCAAAUUCCCAAACCAUCCAAAGUUGACUUGUGCACUUCUGGGCACUCCCGUGGUCGCUGUGUCGUUGUUUGGGGUGUUACGUUCCCAAUAAUUAGAGAAAUUUGAUUUGAUGGCCAGUACUGUACCAUACGUGUUGAAACAUUUCCUAAUUCAACCUAACAUCGUACGAAGAGAACCACGUUAACUGGCCGCCAAAUCCUUACUCGAUUUUGGCCACUUGUCAUAACAUGACCUGUCCUGCUAGCGCGCGUGUUUGCCAGCCAACUUUCCCUUUCAUUUGCCCAUCGACAAGAUACAUCCAGCGGGAAUUUUAAGAAAUAGUUCUCAAGCUGUGUUUGGCAACUAAAUGGAUCAAUUUGAGGGUUUCUGUGAAAAAAAUAAAAUAGCGUAUCAUUUCAGGGUUAGGGUUGUCGCGGCAAGUGACGCUUUCACAGAUGUGUUUGCCACUGCGUCUCCUUUUCUUGCGUUCCUCCCCCACCUGCUAAAUGGGAAGUUGAAAUGUCACAAUUAAUAUUUAACAAGAAGUGAUCUGUUGGGGAUAACCAAUUUGUCACUUUGUGUGUAUUGAUUUAUUGAUGAGAAUAUUAAACCGAAUCCUGACAUGUUUGCAUUAUUGAUUUGACCUGAUCAUGCAGCACAUCGACUUCAGCGCGCGCACACCGCGGCAGUCCGAGCUUGAAGCCGGGCCGACCUUAAGCAGGCUUUGAUUGACCACCACGGCGAGCAGGCGGCAGCCUUGACCUCAAAAAACGUAGAGCUGAACACAGACAGACGCACACCUCCCCGCUUGUCUUCUGCAGAUGUCGUGGCGCUCGUCCUUCCACUGCUCCAAGUUCCGCCAAGUCUUCGGGAAAGCCUCCAGCAGGGAGCGCAGCUACGACGGCAUUCCCAUCACACGCGGCGUCCACGACAACCAGUACUGCUCCGUCAACCCUUGUUUCAUCGCCAUGGUGACAGAGUGCGGCGGUGGCGGGUCCUUCCUGGUGCUGCCAAUCCAUCAUACAGGCAGAGUGGACUCUCAGCAUCCGAGGGUGUGCGGACACAAGGCUCAGGUUGUUGACAUCAAGUGGAACCCGUUCGACGACAGCUGCAUCGCCUCGUGUUCUGAGGACUGCACGGUAAAGAUUUGGGACAUUCCGCUCCGUGGUGUGGAACGAAACCUCACCCAGGCCAGGAAGACUCUGAUUGGACACUCCAGGAGGGUAGGGCUCAUCGAGUGGCAUCCGACUGCUGAGAACCUACUUCUGAGCUCGGCCUACGACUACAAGGUCCUCCUCUGGGAUGUCUCCCAGGACGGGGCGGUGCUCAGGUGCCCGAUCCGUGUGGUCAUGGCGCCCGUCCACCACCGCUUCCCAUCAGAGAUGUUGCUGCUGUCUGUCAGCUUUAACCGGGAAGGAAACCGUCUGGCAGUCGCGUCCAAGGACAGGCGUGUUCGAGUACUGGAUCCCCGCACAGGAAGGAUUCUCCAGGUGUCCUGCAACGACUACCACAGGGCCAACAAGGUCGUGUACGUCGGAGGUUUGAAGAUGCUGCUGAGCACCGGGUGUUCGCCCUGGAACCACAGGCAGAUCGUCCUCUGGGACCCGGAUGACUUGUCGGAGCCUCUGCACGAAGAAGACCUGGACGGUUCUGCAGGAGUUCUCUUCCCGUUCUUUGAUCCAGACACUGACAUGCUUUACCUGGCUGGGAAGGGCGAUGGGAACAUCAGAUACUACGAGCUGAGUUCGGAGAAACCUUACAUCAGCUUCCUGACCGAGUUUAAGUCCCCGUUGCCUCACAAAGGACUCGCGGUGAUGCCAAAGCGUGGUCUGGACGUCAACAUCUGCGAGAUUUUCCGAUUCUAUCGCCUGAUCGCCGUCAAAGGCCUGGUGGAGCCGCUGUCCAUGAUUGUGCCGCGCAAGGAGUCGGCAACAUUCCACGAGGAUCUGUAUCCAAUGACAGCGGGAAACCGGGCCGCCGUGACGGCUCAAGAGUGGCUGGCGGGGAUCGACAGAGGCCCAGUCUUGAUGUCUCUACAUCCUGGGACUCGGGUGGUCAACCCCUACCAAGAAAGCCAGACUGAGAACAGCUGCUACCCGAAGGGGUCGACCACAAAAGCAGCGUGCCUCUCGACCCCGGGCCACAGGGAAAAUAACUUCCUAGACGAACAGUUGGCUUACCAGAACGCCAAAUACGACAGACGCGCGCCUUCCGCCUGGCAGUCAGAUGAGUCACAGCUGUGGACGUAUGACGUCACCCCCCACUGCUGUGAACCUGUGGAGAGACCCCCGCCCACCACAGAGGAUGAGCUCCGUGAAGUAUUCUACAAACAGCAAGAAGAGAUCAGAGGUCUCCGCGAAAUACUUGACCAGAAAGACGUGAGGAUCGCCGAGCUGGAACAGGAAGUCAGACAGACCAACGACGCGAGCGCGACGCGGUGA